Dalotia coriaria is the source of this 2045-nucleotide messenger RNA. Its product is annotated as potassium/sodium hyperpolarization-activated cyclic nucleotide-gated channel 3-like. The record is from RefSeq and is a predicted model, not a curated record. Gene Ontology annotation, cellular component: HCN channel complex. Gene Ontology annotation, biological process: regulation of membrane depolarization; sodium ion transmembrane transport; potassium ion transmembrane transport. Lineage: Eukaryota; Metazoa; Arthropoda; Insecta; Coleoptera; Staphylinidae. Gene Ontology annotation, molecular function: voltage-gated potassium channel activity. Bases 130 to 1947 code for a protein of 605 amino acids. The transcript has a single exon.
AGAACAUUAGACACUGCACAUUGACAAUUACAAACACAGCAUUCUGAUAUUGGUUGCUAUGAGAUAAUAUUACUUACAUUGUUAAUUCUAUUGAGUGUUCGUAAAAGCAUCAAACUUGACAAUAAUACAAUGGUUAACUAUCGAAAAGCAGAAACCACCCUGAUGGGCACAGAUGUGCCGUGGCCAUCCCUCGGUAAACAUCACUGCAGCAUCCUCUCGGAGAUGGACCACGGAAUGCAUCAGCAGAGCCCCAGCGCACCGCUCUACCAACGCCUGGCCCGUGUCAUCCGUAAACUCACUCUGCCUACUUACGCUCAUCGCCAAUGUCGGCACUAUUAUCCUUCGCGGACAUCCAUGGUCGCCGCCUGGAUGCGCACCUCGGCGACAAAAUGCCCCACCAUCAUUCACCCGUUUAGUGUACUCGCGCUCGCUUGGCAAAUGAUUAUGCUACUUGUAUGGGUAUACCUCAGCAUUUCGCGGCCAUUAUUUAUGGCGUAUACAAAAUUCGAAUUUGAAUACUAUCUAGCAAUUCAUUUAAGUCUUACCUGCUCGGCUGUCCUAUUGCUGAACAUUUUGGUCAACUUUCUAACUGGAUAUCAGGAACAUCAAGGAAAAUGUUACAUCGUGCUAGAUUCAUAUGCAAUUUGCACGAAUUAUCUUUGUCAUUACUUCAUAUUUGAUGUAAUUAACGCUUUUCCCACCGCCACGUUACUAUAUACCGUUAGUAACAUCCACCGAGGAUGGAUGCUCGUUCAUUUAGUGCAGUUUGUACGAGCGCGUACCCUAAUCACUUAUGCUUUAAACAUCGGACAUCUGCUACACCUACAAACAAUUUACAUACACAUUACUUGUUUAGUAUACUUUGGGGUGAUAACCGUACACUGGUGCACGUGCGUCUUGAUCAUGACCGUGCGCUCUACGAGCGCAGAAAAUACCUUGGACGAUUACAUGGUAGCGAUGAACAAAGUAUUAAGUCACUUUUUUCUCGGCUCAACGAACACAGGAACAAACGACUUAAUCCCGCACAUAGUGACGCUAAUCCUCGGAUUUAUUUAUCGUACAAUUGCCAUCGGCAUGUUAUUGAUGUAUUUGGUGAAAUACGAUCGAACAUCAAUGCAAUUCAAUUCUUUCCUGCGGGAAAGCGAGCAAUAUAUGCGCACUAAUCAAGUGCCAUUGAACCUCCAACUACGCAUUGAGCAGUACAUCAGGCAUAAAUAUCAAGGACGCAAAUAUCGGAGUUAUAUAACCAGCAUCAUGAGCGAACACCUUCGUCAUGAAAUUUAUUUGAAUUACUGCUCGCAUUUAAUAUGCACGAUGCAGUUGUGCAAGCAUCUUAAACGUGCGACCAUCGGUGAGAUGCUGAUGACUCUGGAGCCUGUCUUCUAUCACCCGGGCGAUAUUGUCUUUUCUGUUAACGACAUUGGCCAAAACCUCUAUAUUAUCUCGCAUGGCAAGAUUGCAGCCUAUACGGCGCUUGGCAUGGAAGUGGCACAUUUAGCUGAUGGAGAAAUCUUUGGGUUGAUUGGUUUUUACCAACACCAGCACGUUUGUACAAUGGUGGCAAUUGAACCCACCGAAGCCUUCAUCUGGCGGCGAUCUAAAGUCGAUCAACUCUGCGCCCGCCACGAAGACUUGGAUAAACAAUUGCGUACAAAGUUCGAACAGAGCAAUGAACAAUAUAUGAACCUCAACCGCCAUCGGCGGUUUACAAAAUUCACCGGACCAGCCCGAAUUUAUAUGCAGCUCGGAGAUAAGAGAAUCGUUGAGGAGCGUCAACUGCGUUUUGGCACAGAAGAACCGCAACCACCUGCAUUGCACAUUUCAACAGCUGAACCCACCAAUAAUGCCGCCGCCUUCUACAAUCUCAUGAGACUCACCGCGACGGAGAAGGAAAUAAGCACACGCGAGUCGACCGAAUCCGUACCUCCAAAUUCAGCUAAAACUUAGCACAUAUUAAAUAUCUUUUUAUUACAUAUACAUAUACAUUAACAUCAAUAGAAAUAGCUUCUUUGUCCAUUUUGGGAUGUCCUGGUACGGACAUGUAA